Molecule: messenger RNA, 2808 nt
Organism: Rhizoctonia solani
Lineage: Eukaryota; Fungi; Basidiomycota; Agaricomycetes; Cantharellales; Ceratobasidiaceae
Exons: 10
Coding region: 1-2808 (935 amino acids)
Source: RefSeq, a predicted model, not a curated record
AUGGUAUCCCAUACACAAACUAUUGGAGCACCAGACAUCACAUGGGGCACACUUCAAAGCCCUGACAACAGCACAGCUUCAGUGCUUGUGCCCAACAUUCAGCAACAGCAACGUCCACAAAGUGUAUCAGGUAAUGAAUAUACCAAUAACUCAAUGUGGAUUAGCAUUGGUGGUUCUAAUCCUACCUCUUGCUCCCCUUCAGUAUCCAUGGCUCAAGCCAUGUCACCAUUUCCACUGCAGAUAUUGCAGCAAUCCAACCAUACAAAUGAUAGGGAACUGCGGCGCUUGGUGCAGCCUACUCAGAAUCAAACAGUGCCUCCAGCACAUUCUGUCACCCCAGCAAAGCGGCCCCGACAGGAAUCAUUUGAUCUCCCCCCUCCAGGGGAUAAUCAACUUCAAACAGCAGUAUCCACCACUGGUGAUAGCCAUUCUGAGGCUAUUCAGACCCCGUUACACACUCAGCCUCCAACUCCUAGCAGUAACCAAUAUGUGACACCCUCCAGGUCCUCUAAACGUGCUAGACCACCGCCUGGAUCUCCUGUCUGGAAUUAUCCUUUUGGUGAGAGGGUGAGCACUACUGAAACACAUUGGGAGACUGGGAGAGCCAAAGUCCAUAAGCAACCUAAUAUUCUUUGUAACAAGGAUAUUCAUCUGCUCCAACUUCAAAACUUACUUUCUGGUGUUCCUGAUCUUUCAGAAAGUUCUGGAGGUGUCACAGUAGAUGGGUUGCUUUUAGACCCUGAUUACACCUUAUAUCUCCAGGUCUAUGCUACAUGUUUGAUGCAUGCUAUCUAUCGACCUUUUGACACCUCCCAAACAAUCAUGAUCCUUGAACCUACACCAGUUGAUUGGUCGUACUGGGGAACAAUCACAACAUCAGGUCAACCCCCUCCAACCCAUUUGAUUGGACUCUGCUCCAUAUUACUCCAACCUGAUGAUAUUGAAGAAACAGCACUCUUGGUCUGGGGAACAUGUGAACUAGUGGAUGAUCUGACCUUGGACAUUGAACUAACAUACUAUGACAAUUGUGCAAGGAUCCCAUCAAGUACUCUUGUGGAGGAAGUAAACAACUGGGUGUGGACUGUUGUGGAAAAUAACCUGCCAUGUGGUUACAACAUGGGCCAAAAGGUUCUCUGGGGUGCAAAGUGGUCUGAGGACUAUCAUACAUUCUCUGAGAUAGAGCUUGAUAUGGUAUUUUGCCAGAUUAUCUCUGCAGUGGUGUAUGACAUGCCAUUUCAUCCUCAGAUUUUAGCAGAUGGUCCGCCACUGAUGCCAAGAUGGCCAUAUGAGAUGACACAAGCACAGAUUCAAACCCUGCUUGGUCAACAAGUGGAUGGCAGUCUUAGCUACAAGGCCCUUGUCAGUGAGAAUGACUUUGUACCAGAGCGCAUUUAUCUUCACGGCUACCCAUUUGAAGCUGAGAUUUUGCCAAUGCAUGACACGCUGGAAGGGUAUGGGUUUGAGGAGCAAGAGGAAGUAGAGGAAGUUCCAAGCGUACCAAUGGAGGACAUAUUCACACAGCAUGACUCCCUCAAUUCAUCCAAGAAAACUAAUUUUACUAAUUUUACUCUUCUUAGAACUGAAGCCUGGAUUGAACAAAAAGCUGCUUUAGAAGCAACAGGACAGCAGCACUACUACUUAAUGUUCUCCGACAAGUUAAGGUAUCAAACUGCCACACCAUCAAUUGCUUCUGAGUUCUCAGUCCAUGUAGUGGAGCCAGGUCCAAACAGAAGUGUUGUUAUGCAAAGGGAUUUGAUUGCCAAGACUCAUGAUUGCAUGCUUGCUCAUUGCAAGUACAGGCACACUGCACGCCUUGUGUAUUGGAAGCAACUACGAGAGUCCACCCCAGAUAUGGAUUGUAUCUCAUUUGUGACCACAAACCUCUGGUUAAGCUCCUUGAUGGCUGCACCAGAUCGUUGUAUUUUCUAUCUGGAUCCAAACCUGGUCACCACAAUCCUUGAGCUCUACCGGAACAACCCAUCUGAACUUGAUGGAAACAUCCCUGAACUUUUUGGUAGGCAAGAUCUUUGGGAUUGGAUGGGACCGCUUGCCCGUAUUUUGGCCAUUCUCAAGUUGGAUGAUUUGUGUGAACCUUCUCCAGGCAAACUCAGUUGGACACUUCUUGAGCUGGAAGUAGAGAAAGGGCGUGUUACAACAGUGGAUGUGGUUUUGGCCCCAUGCACCAACUUUAACAAGCCACAGUUCACUCAACUGCUUUCACAUCUGAUAGAGGCAUUGAACAAGAUCCUUCCUGCAUGGCCACUGGUAACUAGGACCUCAAAAGUCAAACAACGGACUCACAGUCUCAUUUUGCCUCCUCCAUUCAAUGAAGAAUCUAUUCUCUUGGUGAUGAUUGCCUAUUUGUGCGGCAAGAUGCUCAAUCAAGAAGUAGCUACUGUGGAUGUACAAACCAUGAGGCAAGGCCUAUGUUUCUACUUUGACUUGGCGCUUCGAAACCCAGAGGUGGAUUAUAGCUUUCCCUGGCCUGGUCUCACUGAUGAAGUUGGAAUGCUUUUGACUGAGUACAACCAGACUGAUGUUGCACGCAAACGGUUCCACUUGGCCCACAACCAAGAGCCAUCUCCAAUUGAAAUGUUUUCUUGCAGGCGCUCUUAUGCUGCUACCGUAGCCACUCCAGGGCCAUCUGAACCUUUCUUUCUUGAACUUGCUCAAUCUCAUUCUUCCCAUGCUGAAGGAAUUCUCAUGCACACUUCAGGUCGUGUCGUAGACACAAUCAAUACCAGGGAAUUUAUUCCCAAUUUCUCGAAUUUAAACGAAGGCAAUCGGAGAACAUUUUCAAUCACGUGA